Hyposmocoma kahamanoa is the source of this 2153-nucleotide messenger RNA. Its product is annotated as xaa-Pro aminopeptidase 3-like. The record is from RefSeq and is a predicted model, not a curated record. Gene Ontology annotation, cellular component: mitochondrion. The transcript has 11 exons. NCBI's taxonomy places the organism in Eukaryota, Metazoa, Arthropoda, Insecta, Lepidoptera, Cosmopterigidae. Bases 83 to 1639 code for a protein of 518 amino acids. Gene Ontology annotation, molecular function: metalloaminopeptidase activity; manganese ion binding.
UCUCCAGUUUACUGAUCCAGAAUUCUAUUUUCUUUAUUUACAACAGUACUUAUAAGUUGAAACUUUUCUCAUAAUCUCAAAUAUGCACUCGUUGAAACGGUUGAGUUGGACAAUUGGCAAAGUGCGUAGCAAAAAUGUUGUUAAAUCUACAUUUGAGAGUCAGUUACGCUGUAUAAGUAAGAUGGAAACGCCUCAGGGCCAAAAAGAACAACCAAGAAUCAGUCUCUCCAUACCUACAGGGGAAAUGGGACAACCUACAUGUCACACUCAUCCGCACUUAAUACCCGCGGGCCAGCUGACUUGUGGAGUGUCUCAAGCGGAAUAUGUUAAUCGUAGAGACUUUUUUGUAAGAAAAUUACAAAUGGAAAUGGAGAAUGAGCAUCUCAACCAUGUUAUCGUUAUCCCAGCUGCAGCGAAGCAAUACAUGACAGAGAAGAUCCCAUAUACGUUCCGUCAGAAUUCAGAUUUCUAUUACUUAACGGGAUGCAUGGAACCCGGCGCUGUACUAGUUAUCAUCAAACCAGCACAGACUGACAACUACCAAACAAUACUGUUCGUGCACGACAAAAACAGCCACGACGAGAUGUGGGAAGGUCCUCGUACUGGCUGCAAUGCUGCAGCCAAACUUUUUGCGGUCCACGAAGCGAGACCUAUUGAAAGUUUUUCUAAAUAUCUUUCGAGGACUGUAUCAACGAAGCCAUGUGUUCUUUGGUACAAUCGAGAGACUGCGUCUAAUCCGGAGAUCGUUACAAUCGUCUGUAAAACCUUAGAACAAAAUACCAUGCGAUGGGGCGACCCCCAACGCGUACUGCACUUCAUGCGGGUUAUAAAAUCACCAGCAGAAAUCGAGCUUAUGAAAGAGACUUGUUGCAUAGGCGCGCAGUCAAUCAACAUGGCUAUGGCUUGCACUAAACCCGGUGUUUCGGAACACUCAAUAAACGCAGUGCUAGACUUCACAUCUCGCCAAGGGGGUGCGGAGCACCUCGCAUUUCCGCCUGUCGUAGCCGGCGGUCACCGGGCCACGCACAUCCACUACGUCGCCAACAACCAGUUGCUGCACGACAAUGAGAUGCUUCUUGUGGAUACUGGCUGUCAGCGAUGGUUGUACAACUCUGAUCUUUCCCGAACAUGGCCCGUUAACGGCAAAUUCAACCCUUACCAUAAGAUACUUUACGAGAUCGUCCUUACUGCGCAGAAAAGACUAAUCCAGCUGUUAGGCGAGCAACGUCAGCCACUGGACCAGCUGUUCGACCAGAUGUGCCGGUUGCUAGGCACGUACUUGCAGCAGGAACGGAUUCUGCCCCACAAUAUAGAUGGCAACGAACUUAUAGCAAGUGCAUACCGACUUUGUCCACACCACGUGUCCCACUACUUAGGGCUGGACGUACACGACUCGCCACUCGUGCGCAGGAACGUUGCCGUGCAGACUAAUAUGAUUGUCACCGUGGAGCCGGGACUUUAUAUCCGCAACGACGAUCAUUCCGUCCCCGCGGAGUUCCGCGGCGUCGGCAUCCGUGUAGAAGACGACGUAUUGAUAACCGACAGUGAUCCUAUCGUGCUCACCGCCGAUGCCGUCAAAGAAAUCGACGACAUCGAAGCUAUUGUUGGGAAGCACAAGGAAUACACCCUUCGAGAAUAAAUAAGAAAAAUUAAUUUAUAACGCCCACUGGUGUUCGUAAUAACCGCUAGUGUUCGUAACGACCGCUGGUGUUGAUGGAAACCACUGGUGUUCGUAGCGACUGCUGAAGUUCGUAAUGACUACUGAUGUUCAUGACGACUAAUAGUGUUCACAACGACCACUGGUGUUCGUAAUGAGCGCUAGUGUUCAUAACGACCGCUGGUGUUGAUGAAAACCACUGGUGUUCGUAACGACCGCUGGAGUUCGUAACGACUACUGAUGUUCAUGACGACUACUGGUGUUCACAAUGAUCACUGGUGUUCAUAAUGACCGCUGGUGUUCGUAACAACCGCUGGUGUUCAAUAUUUAUAAGUUCUAGCUGAUUUGAGGUAUAGAUCUAUCCAUAGUACAGAAAAUAUUGAAAUUUUACAGUGAUUUAUAUGAUUUUUAUUAAGCACCUAAUUUGAGCGUAUUACAAGCCAAAUUUAAAUCUAAAUUGACAUUUUCGGACAAUACAAAACAAAAAAAAGAAACA